Messenger RNA from Biomphalaria glabrata, 3552 nucleotides. Its product is annotated as mitogen-activated protein kinase-binding protein 1-like. Lineage: Eukaryota; Metazoa; Mollusca; Gastropoda; Planorbidae. The transcript has 11 exons. Bases 393 to 3302 code for a protein of 969 amino acids. Gene Ontology annotation, cellular component: mitotic spindle. The record is from RefSeq and is a predicted model, not a curated record. Gene Ontology annotation, molecular function: protein binding. Gene Ontology annotation, biological process: mitotic spindle organization; regulation of mitotic cell cycle.
AACACUAAAUAUCACCGGAUCUAACAAGCUCUUCACCGGAUAACUCACGUCACUAUCGCGAUGAACAUCAACAUAAAUUGAGCUCUAUUAAAAAAAGCUCUGAUGAUUUAAAAAUUGAACAUCAGGAAAGACAAAGCGGGUGAUGGGAGGCGCAUCUUGAGCUCGUUCCAUCGUCUGUCUCACAUUGCUUGAUGCCCACCUUGCCUGGACGAAAUCACAGAGCAAACAACAGCAAGGAACAGAAAAUGAUCUUUUAAGAAAAAAGGUAGAACUAGUCGAAACCAUGGCGUUCAAACACCAAGACCAAAAAACAAUUCAUUAAGACUUAUGGAGCGGCAUCGUCUGAACGUACCAUUUAGAAGACCCCCGAAGAAUCUCAGCAAACACAGACAAUGGAAGAAAACGCUGGGACUUUAUCUGUUGAAAGUCCCCUUUCACCAAGCAUUUCCUCUGUAUUAAGUGGAGCACGUGAUAACCUAAGCGGCUCACCAUGGAGCAAGGAAGCGAAGGUCAAAACGGAGCGAUCUCAGCCCAGCCCUCCUUCCAAACUGAAGCUCAGGUUGGCGCUGGGAAUGGGUUGCUUUUCUGGCAGCUGUCUAGCGGUCAACCCAUCCUCCGGAACGUUGGCCUACCCGGCAUCUGGAGUCACCGUUCUAUUGGAUAUCGUCAAUAGCAAACAGAGGGGCUACAUCCACCAGGCACAUCAAACUAUCUCAUGCGUGAAGUUCUCCCCAGACGGCAACUUGCUUCUGAUCGGCGAGCUCGGAUACAUGCCUCCGCUGAGAGUGUGGUCCAUCCAGCAAGAGGUUGAGCUGACAAAGUUCCUGGGCCAUGAGUAUGGCAUCGUCAGUGCAUCCUUUUCCAAGGACAUGCACUUGGUGGUCUCAGUGGGCACUCGGCACGACGGCUUCAUCAAUGUCUGGGGAUGGCCCAAUAAAAAUAAACUGGCUUGCAAUCGGUUCGCCGAGGACAUUUUCUCCAUGGCCUUUUCUACGAAGGACAACUUUUUUACAACGUGUGGGACACACCAUAUCAAGUUUUGGUACCCCGUGCCAAUGAAGAAAGAGCCCAACAAAUACUGCCCUCUGCGCCCUUCUUUGAGCACCCUGUAUGGAAGACCGGCCAUCCUUGGCGAUAUCAAGAACUUCACUUUUGUGGAUAUCGUAUGCGGGUCGCAGCUUUCAGAAGAUUUCAUCUACAGCGUAACUAAAUGUGGCAUCGUGUGUAAGUUGUCAACAACCAGGGAGGUCAAAGUUUACAAACGCCUACAGAACACACAGCUGUCCAGCAUCCAGGUCCACGACACUCAGUUGAUGGUCGGCUCCAUAUGUGGACAUGUCUAUUUCUUCGAUGCCUUGUCACUUGAGUUCAAGGUCACUGUAGCGCUUCCCCUUGACAUCUGUUUCGCGGAGCAGGUCAUCAAAAGUCAAACGAGUACGCUGGAGGCUAUAGUGGAUCAGCACAAGGCCAACAUUUACUUAGCCCUUGAUUACGAGCACAAUCUACUGACCGCCGCCUUGACCAACGGCAGUUUGUGCAUUUGGGACAUCAGUGACCUAAAUAAUAUAAAGCAGAAGUAUUACUCAGUCAAUCACAGUAAAGCAAUCUCUGGACUCGAUCUCAUGCGCAGCUCCACAGCUAGUAAGAAUAAAGAAACUAUCGUUACCGUCUCGCACGACGCCACUGUCCGCAUCUGGGAGAUCGCCAUGUCCAACGGCAUUUGUUGCAAGAGCAGCAAGACCAUCUAUACGGAGUUUGACCGCACUGACCCCAGUGUGAAUGAAGUGACCCCUGUCCCCCAGGAGAGCAUGAAGCUCCCGACAAACGAGAAGCUUAUCACAACGGUCAAGAUCAGUCCUGACCGUGACUAUAUUGUAACUGGUGAUUCUACAGGCUUGAUCUCUGUAUACCAGACUUCAACUUUAGAAAAUAUCAAGACUGUACACCGUCACAACAGGGGCGUGUCCACCUUACACAUUUACUGUGGCUCUCGUUUAAACUUAAAGUUACUAAUCAGUGGUGGACGAGACCGGAUGAUUCACAUUUUCGACAUGAACAACAACUUCAUUCUGCUGAGUUCUUUAAACGUUCACUCUAGCUCGAUUAACUCCCUUGGCAUGUGCUGCGCUAACGAUACCAUGACGUUGUUCAGCUCAGGACUGGAUAGAUCCCUUAUAAUGAGUCGAAGUCGUCUGGAAGAAGUUCCCAAAUUUAAACCUUUUCGUUGCCGCCACACGGCCUGCUCCGUCAUCGAUAUGAUCGUGUGCGCCAACGAGUGUCUGAUUGGCGUGGGCCGCAUCAAUGGUGAGGUCAGCAUGCUGGACGCCAGGAGUUGUAAAGAGAUCAAACGUCUCAACGUCUGCAGCAAUGAAAAUGCUCGGCUGGAGAAAAUACAGAUCGACACCAUGACGAACUUGAUCCUGUCCGCCUGCUCAGACAGAACUAUCAGCGUCUUUAGUCUCGCCAACGGAAUGCUUCUAGCAGACGUUCACGGCCACGCCAAAAGUGUAAGCGGUCUCUGCUUCUCUCACAAUCUGAAGUUCGUUAUCUCCACGUCUAAAGACGGAUGUGUCUUUAUCUGGGGCUUGCCCACAAAGGUGCUGAAAAUCGGUGCUAAGAUUUCAAACAUGGGAGAAAUACCCUGGGCCAAUCAGAGAGUCAGGGAGUCAAGCUCAGAAUCCAAACUUAAUGAGAAGAACAGCUCGAUUCAACUCCCUGACCUCGAAAUUUCUCAAUUCCACAGUCCGUUGGCAUACAUCACUUCAGCCAAGAAACAUAUGCAGAGGAUUGUCACCGUGGACAAUGAAAAAUCUUUGCUAACUGCCACAGAGGUGGAGGAGGAGGAGGAGGAGGAAGUCAACGAGGUCUUUGUGGAGGAGUUCUCACUCAUGGAGGAUUCUUGCUGGGAGCGCAUCGAAGAGCAGCACAGAAAGGGGAUGACCGGAAACAGGCGCGUGAAGAAAAUCUCGUGCACGUCAGACACGCGCCUGAUCAAGGCCAACCAAUCGGAUGUGAAGUUUAGCUGCCACUCGACACACUCUGGAGACAACGAAUACCCUGCGAGCAGCGAUGUCAUGCAAAAGCAGCUUUCUGCCCCCGUGACCAGCGAGAUGCUUCAUCAGCAGACCUUUGAGGCCGGCGACCGCGACCAGGAUGUGAAAAGUAUGAUUUUGCCAGGCGCCGAGACAGCUGCCUCGCCUCCAUCCGAUAAAUGCCCCGAAGACUGUUUUGAGACUACAGAGCCCAGUGAAGAUGACGUGACAAUCAAAGCCGAAGGUGUUGAACAAACUAUUCAGUCCUAGAAAUAAACACCAGAAAAAGAAGAACUAGAUAAACCCAGAAUUCAAAAAGAAAAAAACACUUUUUUAAAAAUCUAGAAGGACUAUAAGUCAAACGGAUGUUAAUGAUACCAACAAUAUAAAAUCUGAUAUGGUAUUGAUAUGACAUAUUUAGUCAACCCUAUAAGCCCACCCAAUAAGUAACCAUACAUUGAAAGACCUGAAUGAGCCUAUGGAAAUAGAAAGAAAAAAACCAAUUCAUUCAUUUCAAAAC